UUGACAAGCAGAUCACCAGAGGCUGCAGCUAGUUGAGGUGCCAAUCCAGAUAGGGGCGGCACUGGGGCAGAGCUGAUUGGAGUCUGUCCCUUUCACAGCGAUCAAGGACACUGAUCGUCCUGCAAAUAACCUGGAGAUCCAAUAUUCAGCGCAGCGGGACACGGGGCAUAGAUACAGUAUCCCCGACAGCUUCUCCCUGGUGCAAGCAUUGCAGUCUGCAAGGACAUGAUGUAAAGUAGCAAACCGGAGGGGGGGAUAUUGGUCCCAACCUGGGGACACUUUGUAAUUUUGUGUUGCAAAAUUUCAACACAUUUUCAUGAGAACACACGCAUUUGUAAUCUUUGAUAAGGAGCACCCGGAGUUCGCUUUUAUGAAUGAGGUUCAACAUGUUGACCAGUAUAACCGAUGGGAUCAUGUGCUGCAUCACGGGCAGGGCGCUGAACGUGGUGGGAGCCAUCGACAGCGUGGAGUCCAGCGACGGCUAUGACUACAUCGAGGUGAAGCCAGGCCGGAUCCUGCGAGUCAAACACAUCGUGCCAGGCCGGAGCCCGGCAGAGCAGCAGGAGGAGAGCGUGGUGGCGGAGGAGGGAGGCGAGGGAGAGGAGAUGUCCGGUAAAGGGGUGGUGCACUGCAAGCGUAAGAUCUCUGUCUACCGCAACGGCCAGGUGGUGAUUGAGAACCUCGGCGAUGUGAUCCGCUCGGAGAUCCUGCACUGCCAGAAUGGCAACACCGAGCCUGGCAGCACAGUGGAGAUCGAGCUCUCCGACGCCAACGUCGCCUCACCCCGGGCCAACGGCACCAUCCAGGAGCAGGGCACAGUGAAGCGGCGCAAGCGCAAGCCGAAGAAGACGGUGGUGAUCGACUGCAAGAAGCGGAUCACCAGCUGCAAGGGGAGCCACUCGGACGUGGCGCUGUUCUUCAUCCACGGCGUCGGCGGCUCCCUGGACAUUUGGAAGGAGCAGCUGGACUUCUUUGGCAAGUUGGGAUACGAGGUGGUGGCCCCAGACCUUGCUGGGCAUGGCUCCAGCACCGCGCCAAAGAUCGGAGCUGCCUACACUUUCUAUGCCCUCGCUGAGGACAUGAGGGCCAUCUUUAGGCGCUACGGCAAGAAACGUAACAUCCUGAUCGGACACUCUUAUGGGGUCUCAUUCUGCACGUUUCUGGCUCACGAGUAUCCGGAUCAAGUACACAAGGUGGUGAUGAUCAAUGGAGGAGGUCCGACUGCGCUGGAACCCAGUUUGUGCUCCAUCUUCAACCUGCCCACCUGUGUCCUACACUGCCUCUCACCCUGUCUUGCGUGGAGCUUCCUCAAAGCGGCAUUUGCCCGACAGGGGGCGAAAGAGAAACAAUUGUUGAAGGAGGGGAAUGCUUUCAAGGUGACCUCCUUCGUGUUGCAGGCGAUGAUGAGUGGGCAGUACUGGCCCGAGGGUGAUGAGGUCUACCACGCUGAACUGACGGUGCCUGUUCUGCUAGUGCAUGGAAUGCAUGACAAGUUUGUCCCUGUGGAUGAAGACCAGCGAAUGGCUGAGAUCUUGCUGAUUGCGUUCCUGAAGGUCAUCGAUGAGGGGAGUCACAUGGUUAUGAUGGAGUGCCCGGAAACUGUGAACACAUUACUGCAUGAGUUCCUGCUUUGGGAACCAGAGAUUACUGCGACUGAACAAGUAGAGGCCAAACAGACAACAGAAAAUAAAUAAAGCAGCACAGACGGUAUAAUGAUUUAUCUUCGAACUUUGGGAAAAGUGCCGAUUGAGGGAAGCUGUCCGAGAUCCUAAAUGGUUUGAGGCUGUGUUGCUGCAGCCAUUUGAGGUGGUCAAGAAGAUUUAACUUGCGUCUGGGCCUUACCUGGGGUUCCACAUGACGACACAGAGAGUGAAAACCUGUACAAUGUAUAUUUCGAUUAACGGCAGCUAAAUGUGGUGGUUUUUAUCAUCAGUUGUGUAUUUUUUUUAACAAAACAAAUCACCACAUGAUCUGAAAACAGCAUGAACAGAAAGAGCAAAGGAUUCAGAUGGUGUAUUGUGGGAAGUAGAAGUUACCAAGUCUUAAGGAUUGUUUUGAGGUCUCUGAGAAUUGACAGUUGACAGUAAAGAGCCAUCCAAAGGUGUAAGGAAGGAUCAGGUUAUUUUGCAGUUGGCAGUCUGAGGCAAGGAUGGGCAGAUUGGGUGACCAGUGCUGGGAGGAGGCAGUGAUGACAUACCCUUGCUAACCAGAGAUUCCAAACAUAGAGCACCAUAAUACAGGCUAAGGUCAGGCACCUCGGACUGUUCAAUGGCCACAUUAAUUCAUAAGAUGUGUAGCUGCAAUUGGUGCAUACGUCCACAUUUGUAAUUGGCUGUUCCUCUAUUUGCAAUCUGAAGAGGGGGAAUGGAAGCAGGAAGAAUGAGGACAUUGUGGGCAUUGCCAGGUGAUUAUUCAUGCCACACUUGGGGUGGCAGGGUCACAUUUUAACACGUUUUAUUGAGAUUACACGUGUUCUUUGUUGUACAAUGCUUUCUGAAGUCUUCGACUAGCUUUGCUCUGGUUUUCUACUGGUCUGGCCACCUGCUUUGCUGUAGAAUUGGGUGAUACUUCACUCCCUCAUCCUAACUGUCCAAGAAUCUGUUUCUUCUGGAAACAGAGACUGAUUGAAUCCUGAGCAUUAAUAGACUUGUGCCACAAGACAAUCCUUGUAACAUGUUAUUGUGCAUUUUACACUGGUAAAUGCAAUGCACUGUUAUAUAAUAUACAGAAUGUUAGUUAUUUACAGUAUAAAUUCAGUGAGUAUUAUGUAACAUGGACUGUUAUUUAUAUUAUACAGAGAUAAUAAUAUGGAAUAUAUUGGUCCCCAAAGGUUCCACAUCAUACAUUGUUUUAUAAAAAAGAUGGAUUUACAGGAGGAAUUCUGAGAGCUAUUGAUACUAGAGGUUUAGUAAUUUUUAACAAUCUUUACUUAGCCCUUGAUUAGUUUCUAGCCUGUAACUUACUCUUGGAUAUCUGUUGUUCCAUAGAUAAGCCAGCACAUUCCUGCAAUCAGAUCAACUUGUAUCAACAUAGUUUUAGUCAGCCCGUUUGGACACAUGAUAACACACCUCCAGACAGAUGGGAGUUGAAGCCAGUCUUUCAGGUACUAAGAUAGAGACAGUACCACCAAACCACAACUCACUCCUGGCUAGAUAAUUUCCUAAUCAAGCAAGUACUUUCACACAUCUCUGGAGCAAGUGGGACUUGAAUCCAAACCUCUUGGCUCACAGAUAGAGUCAGAGACGUAUGGCAAGGA
Messenger RNA from Chiloscyllium plagiosum (whitespotted bambooshark), 3256 nucleotides. RefSeq names its product protein ABHD8. Gene Ontology annotation, molecular function: lysophosphatidic acid acyltransferase activity; carboxylic ester hydrolase activity. NCBI's taxonomy places the organism in Eukaryota, Metazoa, Chordata, Chondrichthyes, Orectolobiformes, Hemiscylliidae. Gene Ontology annotation, biological process: lipid homeostasis; phosphatidic acid biosynthetic process. The record is from RefSeq and is a predicted model, not a curated record. Gene Ontology annotation, cellular component: mitochondrion.